AUGGGGGCGGAGAAGAAGCUGCUGUCGGUUAAGGAGGCCUUUCAGUUGGCGCAGCAGCCGCACCAGAACCAGGCGAAGCUCGUGGUGGCGCUGAGCCGCACCUACUGCACGAUGGAUGAUAAGACCAUUUUUCAUGAGGAGUUUGUUCAUUACCUUAAGUAUGCUAUGGUGGUCUAUAAACGUGAGCCAGCUGUGGAGAGAGUAAUAGAAUUUGCAGCAAAGUUUGUUACUUCAUUUCACCAAUCAGAUACGGAAGAUGAUGAGGAAGAGGAAGAUUGUGGCAUUUUAAAUUAUUUGUUUACCUUUCUUUUAAAGUCUCAUGAAGCAAACAGCAAUGCAGUUAGAUUUAGAGCAUGCCAGCUCAUAAACAAGCUCUUGGGAAGUAUGCCAGAAAACGCCCAGAUUGAUGAUGAUUUGUUUGAUAAAAUUAAUGAAGCCAUGCUUAUUAGAUUGAAAGAUAAAAUUCCAAAUGUGAGGAUACAGGCAGUUCUGGCUCUUUCACGACUUCAGGAUCCCAAAGAUGAUGAGUGUCCAGUGGUUAAAGCAUAUGCUACUUUGAUUGAAAAUGAUUCAAAUCCAGAAGUUAGGCGGGCAGUGUUAUCAUGUAUUGCACCAUCAGCAAAAACUUUACCAAAAAUUGUAGGGCGCACCAAGGAUGUGAAGGAGGCUGUGAGAAAGCUGGCUUAUCAAGUUUUAGCUGAAAAGGUUCAUAUGAGAGCUAUGUCCAUUGCUCAGAGAGUCAUGCUUCUUCAACAAGGUCUUAAUGACAGAUCAGAUGCUGUAAAACAAGCAAUGCAGAAGCAUCUUCUCCAAGGCUGGUUACGUUUCACUGAAGGAAAUAUAUUAGAGUUGCUUCAUCGGUUGGAUGUGGAAAAUUCUUCUGAAGUGGCAGUCUCUGUUCUGAAUGCCUUAUUUUCAGUGACUCCUCUUAAUGAGCUGGCAGAAAUCUGUAAAAGUAACGAUGGCAGGAAACUGAUUCCAUUGGAAACAUUAACUCCUGAAAACGCUUUGUAUUGGCGUGUCCUUUGUGAAUAUGUGAAAUCGAAAGGAGAUGAAGGUGAAGAAGUUUUGGAGCAGAUUUUGCCAGAGCCUGUAGUAUAUGCAGAGUAUUUACUAAGUUAUAUUCAGAGUAUUCCAGUUGUUAAAGAUGAUAAGAAAAGUGAUUUUUCCUAUAUUGGAAAUUUGAUGUCAAAAGAGUUUAUAGGUCAACAAUUGAUUCUAAUUAUCAAGUCUUUGGAUACAAGUGAAGAAGGAGGAAGGAAACGACUACUGGCUAUUUUACAGGAGAUUCUUACUCUGCCCACAGCCCCAAUAUCCCUACUUUCUUUUCUUGUUGAGAGAUUGCUCUGCAUUGUUACAGAUGAUAAUAAGAGAACACAAAUUGUUACAGAAAUUAUCUCUGAGAUUCGGGCGCCCAUUGUUACCGUUGGUGUUGAUGAUCCCGCUGACGUAAGAAAGAAAGAACUCAGGAUGGCUGAAAUAAAAGUUAAACUGAUUGAGGCAAAAGAAGCUUUGGAAAAUUGCAUUAACUUACAGGAUUUUAAUCAAGCAUCAGAAUUAAAAGAAGAAAUAAAAGCAUUAGAAGAUGCCAAAGUAAAGCUAUUGAAAGAGACAGAGCAACUUGAAAUCAAAGAAGUUCACAUAGAGAAGAAUGAUGCUGAAACACUACAGAAGUGUCUUAUUUUGUGCUAUGAAUUGUUGAAGCAGAUGUCCACUUCAACAGGUAUAGGUGCAACCAUGAAUGGCAUCAUUGAAUCGUUGAUUCUUCCUGGAAUAGUAAGUGUUCAUCCUAUAGUAAGAAAUCUGGCUAUUUUAUGCUUGGGCUGCUGUGGACUACAGAAUCAGGAUUUUGCAAGUAAACACUUCGUAUUAUUAUUGCAGGUUUUGCAAAUUGAUGAUGUGACAAUAAAAGUAAGUGCUUUAAAGGCAAUCUUUGACCAACUGAUGACAUUUGGGAUUGAACCUUUUAAAACUAAAAAAAUCAAAGCCCUUCAAAGUGAACAUGCAGAAAUAAACACUGAUGGAGACCAAGAGGUAAAAGAAGCUGAAGAAGAGACUGCUACAGCCAAGAAUGUUCUGAAACUCCUUUCUGAUUUCUUAGAUAGUGAGGUGUCUGAACUCAGAACAGGAGCUGCAGAAGGAUUAGCCAAGCUGAUGUUCUCAGGGCUUUUGGUCAGCAGCAGGAUUCUUUCUCGCCUUAUCUUGUUAUGGUACAAUCCUGUGACUGAAGAGGAUGUUCGACUUCGACAUUGCCUGGGCGUGUUCUUCCCCAUGUUUGCUUAUGCGAGCAGGACUAAUCAGGAAUGUUUUGAAGAAGCCUUUCUUCCAACUUUGCAGACACUGGCCAGUGCCCCUGCAUCUUCUCCCUUAGCUGAAAUAGAUAUCACUAAUGUUGCUGAGUUACUUGUAGAUUUGACAAGACCAAGUGGAUUAAAUCCUCAGGCCAAAAAUUCACAAGAUUAUCAGGCCUUAACAGUUCAUGACAAUUUGGCUAUAAAAAUUUGCAAUGAGAUCUUAACAUGUCCAUGUUCACCAGAAAUUCGGGUCUAUACGAAAGCCUUGAGUUCUUUAGAACUCAGUAGCAAUCUUGCUCAAGAUCUUUUGUUUCUGUUGAAUGAGAUGCUGGAGGAAGUAAAAGAUAGGACAUGUCUGAGAGCUCUGGAGAAAAUCAAGAUUCAGUUAGAAAAAGGAAAUAAAGAGUAUGGUGACCAAGUGGUAGCAGCACAGGAUGCCAACAUGAAUAUGACUGGUUUUCAAAUUGAAGAUGAAAAUCGUAAAGAAGCAUAUAGAACCCCUCUCAGGGAUGUAAAAGCAACUGGAGCAUCAAAAUCCACUCAGCAGAAGACUAACAGAGGACAGAGAAAAAUGACAGCUUCAGCUAGGAUGAACAGGAGACACCAUACUGCUCAGGUUGACUCUGAAAGUGACCCUGAAGUUCCAGAGCCAGAAUCAGAAAUGAAGAGGAGAUUACCAAGACGAGCCAAAACAGCAGCACUAGAAAAAAGUAAAGUUAACCUUGCACAGUUUCUCAAUGAAGAUACAAGUUAG
Puma concolor (puma) is the source of this 3048-nucleotide messenger RNA. It is a transcript of the gene NCAPG, whose product is annotated as non-SMC condensin I complex subunit G. Gene Ontology annotation, biological process: mitotic chromosome condensation. Lineage: Eukaryota; Metazoa; Chordata; Mammalia; Carnivora; Felidae. Gene Ontology annotation, cellular component: condensed chromosome; cytoplasm; condensin complex. The record is from RefSeq and is a predicted model, not a curated record.